AUGCCCCUUUACCACGCAAAGCCACCAGUUGAACCCCAACAUGUCGAACGGAAAGCCCUCUACACCGAUCUCCAAGCCCGCGUGCACUAUCUGCAGAAGUUCCUAGAGUUCAGCGCCGACGAUGUCGCCGCUCUGAACCAAGGGUCCAAAUAUAUCAAGGCGCUGGCGCCUGUCCUGAUCGACCGGGUCUACGUCAAGCUCCUGGAGAAUGAUAUCACGGCGCGGGUCUUUCGCACGCGCAGCACCGCCUCCGAGGAUGAGGUUGCCGACUAUCCCACCUUCGACAGCCCGUACAUCCAGCGUCGCCGCAUGUUCCUGCGCUGGUACAUGACCAAGCUGUGCACCGACCCCACCAAGCCGGAAUUCUACGAGUACCUGAACACAGUCGGCCGAAUGCACACCGGCAAAGACCGUAUGCUCGCCUUCAACGUAGAAUAUAUCCACAUCGGCGCCUGCCUGGGCUUCAUCCAGGACAUCAUCAUCGACGGAAUUUUCAGUCACCCCCAGCUCACGCUCACCUUUAAGAUUGCGCUUGUCAGGGCGUUAAGCAAGGUGAUCUGGAUCCAGAACGACCUCUUCGCCCGUUGGCGGGUCCGUGACGGGGAGGAAUUCGAGGACAACGACGCCGAGGCCUUUCACAACAAGGAUAAGCAUACGGAGAAGGAGCAUCACCACGACGAUGCGGCCUCGUACAUGACGCGUUCGAAUACGCAGUGCUCCGAGGCGCCCAGCAUGUUCUCGGAGACGCGGUCGGUGGACACCUUCGCUACGCAGGGCACCGCCGCCACAAUGCACGCGCCAUGCUCGUCGCAUUCAUCGCACUCGGCGUGUCCGUUCUCGGGCGGGUCGCUGCAACCGUUUGAGACAAAGGUUUGGUCGGGGCUUGCACCGGAGGGUGGGCAUUAA
Messenger RNA from Aspergillus pseudotamarii, 906 nucleotides. RefSeq names its product protoglobin family protein. The record is from RefSeq and is a predicted model, not a curated record. The transcript is spliced from 3 exons. NCBI's taxonomy places the organism in Eukaryota, Fungi, Ascomycota, Eurotiomycetes, Eurotiales, Aspergillaceae. Gene Ontology annotation, molecular function: oxygen binding; heme binding. The coding region runs from base 1 to 906 and encodes 301 amino acids.